UUGAAUGUUUUUAAAGCUCCUUGAGGUAUUUUCAUCAGUUACAGAGGAUUUUCUUGGGAACUUUUCUCACUUUCUUCUUUAAAUCAAGUUGCUACUUUUUUUCUCUUAUAAUAAAAUCAAUAUUCCAUUCACAGUUCCUUCAUAAGUUUGCAGAGGUUUUGAUGAUGAUGAUGAUGCUUAUGUGAUUUUUUUACUUAAGUAGUUGUGUGUGUUUGUGACUAUGGAGAAACUCUUCUGUGGCAUGCCACUACUGCUUCUGGUUCUGCUUUUAGCUUCCAUUGAUGGCUCUACACAGCUUCAAUCAUCUCAAUCUCAAACCCUCUUGAGGCUGAAACAACUACUCUACUAUCCCAAAGUGUUGAGCAGCUGGAACAACUUUACUGAUUUCUGCAAUUCUGAGCCAAGCCCUUCGCUAACCGUUGUGUGUUAUGAAGAUAGUGUAACGCAGCUUCACAUUAUAGGAGACAAUGGAACUCAUAUGUUACCAAAGAGUUUCUCAAUAAACUCGUUUGUUACUACUCUUGUUAAGCUCCCUGAUGUUAAAGUUCUCACCUUUGUGUCUCUCGGGUUAUGGGGUUGGUUACCUCAGAAAAUCAACCGUUUAUCCUCUUUGGAGAUUCUCAAUGUGAGUUCUAAUUUCCUCUUUGGACCAAUCCCUCAUGAACUCUCGUCGCUCGCUAGCCUUCAGACGCUUAUACUCGAUGAGAAUAUGUUUUCUGGUGAGUUACCGGAUUGGAUUGGUUCUUUGCCAAGUUUAGCUGUGUUGAGCUUGAGAAAGAACGUGUUUAAUGGAUCAUUGCCUUCUUCACUGAGUAGCUUGUCAGGUCUUAGAGUUCUUGCUUUAGCUAAUAACCGCUUUAAUGGAGCUUUACCCGAUUUAAGCCAUUUGACAAACCUUCAAGUGCUUGAUCUUGAAGGAAACUCUUUUGGACCGUUGUUUCCUCGGUUAAGUAACAAGUUGGUUACUCUUAUACUCAGCAAGAACAAGUUUAGAUCUGCAGUUUCAGCUGAAGAAGUGAGUUCUUUGUAUCAGCUUCAGCAUUUGGAUCUUUCCUACAAUACAUUCGUUGGUCCAUUUCCUACUUCCUUGAUGUCUCUUCCCGCGAUAACUUACUUGAACAUUUCACACAACAAACUCACCGGGCGGCUUUCAGCAAAUCUUUCUUGCAACUCACAGCUGAUGUUUGUCGAUAUGUCGUCAAAUCUUCUUACGGGAAGUUUGCCUACUUGCCUUAAACCGAGUUCCGGCACUAGCAGAGAUGUUGUCUAUGCAAGCAACUGUUUGGCUACUACGAAUGAAGAUCAACGCCCAGUUUCAUUUUGUAGCAAUGAAGCUCUUGCUGUUGGAAUCCUACCACAGAGGAGGAACAAAGUUUCCAAAGUGGGUAUUGCUUUAGGCGUAACCGCAAGCAUUCUCGGGGUAAUUCUCCUCGCCGGUGCCUUAUUUGUGGUUCUUAGGAGAUUAAAUGCGAAGAGAACAGUGACGAAAUCUUCCCCAAGAUUGAUAAGAGAGAAUGCUUCAAUGGGCUACACAUCAAAAUUACUAUCAGAUGCAAGGUAUAUAUCUCAAACAAUGAAGCUAGGAGCGCUCGGUCUUCCAGCUUACAGAACAUUCUCACUGGAAGAGCUCGAGUAUGCGACAAAUAACUUUGAAUCCUCUGCUUUCAUGGGUGAAGGUUCUCAAGGACAGAUUUAUAGGGGGAGAUUGAAAGAUGGAUCCUUUGUGGCAAUCAGAUGUUUGAAAAUGAAAAAAAGUUGCAGCACACAAAACUUGAUGCAUCACAUUGAGCUCAUCGCUAAACUGAGGCACCGUCACUUGGUUAGUGUGCUCGGGCACUGCUUCGAGUGUUACUUGGAUGAUUCAACAGUCAGCAGAAUGUUCUUUGUCUUUGAGUAUGUCCCAAAUGGAGAACUCAGGACCUGGAUUUCUGAUGGUCACAUGGGAAGAUUGCUUACUUGGGAACAACGCAUAAGCGUAGCGAUAGGUGUAGCAAAAGGGAUCCAGUUCUUGCAUACUGGUAUUGUGCCUGGUGUUUAUGAUAACAACAUUAAAAUAACAGACAUUUUGCUUGACAAUAACCUCGCGGCGAAAAUCAGUAGCUAUAAUCUUCCAUUACUUGUGGAAGGUCUUGGAAAGGUGGGACAAGUAGGAUCUCGAAGCGGACCUAAAGGCACUCCAAGCAUAAAAAGCGAAGAUAAAAUCGAUAUCUAUGAUUUUGGAGUGAUCUUGCUUGAACUUAUAGUGGGAAGACCAUUGAGAGCAAAGAGUCAAGUCGAUGUUCUAAAAGAGCAGUUACAAGCAAGCAUUUCAGCGGAUGAUGGAGCGCGUAGGAGCAUGGUGGAUCCAAUGGUCCAUAGAGCUUGUUCCGACCAAUCACUGAAGACAAUGAUGGAGAUAUGUGUAAGGUGUCUCCUUGAAGACCCUUUAGAACGUCCUUCCAUUGAAGAUGUCAUGUGGAAUCUUCAGUUUGCUUCUCAAGUUCAAGAAGGUUGGCUACAAAACAGCAAUCCCUCGAGCAUUCGCGGCUCGCCUUCUCCGGCUGCUUCCUCUCUUCCUCCUCCCUCUCGUUUACACGUAACAACACUCGAAUCUCCCCGAGAUUCAGGAUGUGAAGAACAUGAGAGGUAGAGAGACGAGAGUUUUUGUUUGGUCCGUUGUGUGUUGUUCACUGAUCACUACCCUUUGGAAACAUAACCUUUUUGUUUGUAAUUUGAUGUUGUUUUUGUUUAUCGUCUUUAUUUGUUGUCAACGAUCAAAACAGUUAAUAAAUAGUUAGAAUUCAU
Arabidopsis arenosa is the source of this 2784-nucleotide messenger RNA. The record is from the annotation of a GenBank genome assembly. NCBI's taxonomy places the organism in Eukaryota, Viridiplantae, Streptophyta, Magnoliopsida, Brassicales, Brassicaceae.